AUGGUGCAACCACAUAUUGCGGUGAGUACUGAAAGAAUCACCAAUCCACCUGCCACAGUUGCACAAAAUAUGUCGUCGACGUCGGAGAACUUUCUGGGCUCUGAUCUUUGGAAGCAACCAAAUAGUGAGAAUUACCAAAAAUGCAUUAACCGGACGAAGGCAGAAAAGAGAAAAGGAGUUGCUAAUGCCACAGAUGGUUAUAUCCUGGCUAAUGCCAACGGGGGUUUGAAUCAAAUGAAACUUGGGAUAAGUGACGUGGUUGCAGUAGCAAAACUUAUGAAUGCUACUUUGAUUUUGCCUUCAUUAGAUCACACAUCCUAUUGGAACGAUUUCAGUGGUUUUAAAGAUAUCUUCGACUGGAAGAAUUUCAUUGAAGUCUUAAAGGGUGAUAUAAGAAUUGAAGAGUCACUUCCCUUAGAAUUACAAUCAGUCACUCCCUUUCGUCUAAAUCCAAAUUCUUGGUCAAGGCUCAGUUAUUAUAGAGGUGAAAUGCGUAAAAAACUAAAGAAAUACAAGGUGAUUGAGUUCAUGCGCACAGAUUCCCGACUAGCAAAUAAUGUGAAUGGCGUGACUCAAAGGCUUCGUUGUCGAGCAAUGUACGAGGCAUUAAGGUUCAGAAAAGAAAUUGAACAGCUUGGGAAGACACUGGUUAACAGAUUGAGGAACAAUAGAACAAAUCCCUUCAUAGCUCUUCACUUAAGAUAUGAGAAGGAUAUGCUUGCUUUCACGGGCUGCAGUUACAAUUUAAGCAAAGCUGAGCAUGAAGAGUUGAAACAAAUGAGGUACAACAUUGAACACUGGAAGGAAAAAAAGAUCAACCCGAUAGAGCAACGACUUCAUGGGAACUGUCCGAUGACACCGAGAGAGGUCGCUGUGUUUCUCGAGGCACUGGGAUAUCCUUCGAACACAAAGAUUUACGUUGUCGGAGGAAAAAUUUACGGCCAACGAGGGAUGAGAGAUCUUGAAGACAAGUAUCCUAACCUAUACAACAAACACAAUUUAGCAACAGAAGAGGAGUUAAAGCCUUUUGAAAAUGCUCAAAAUCAGCUUGCAGCUAUGGACUAUAUUGUGGCACUAGAGAGCGAUGUUUUCGUCUACUCUUAUCCCGGAAAUAUGGCUAGAGCAUUGCAAGGGCAUAGGACUUUCGAAGGUUUUCGCAAAACAAUUAUCCCAGACAGGAAAAAUUUUGUGAAAUUGAUUGAUAAAUUGGACGAGAAUAUCAUUACUUGGGAAGAAUUUUCUUCCUCCGUUAAGAGCCUCCAUGCAAAUAGGAUUGGAGCACCAUCUGUGAGAAGCCAGAAACCCCGGCAACCGCAAAAGUUGGAAGAGAACUUCUACUCAAAUCCUCUUGCUGGUUGUAUGUGUAAGAAAUCCAAUGAAAACAAAGCUGAUCAAUAG
Morus notabilis is the source of this 1398-nucleotide messenger RNA. Its product is annotated as O-fucosyltransferase 19. Bases 1 to 1398 code for a protein of 465 amino acids. Gene Ontology annotation, cellular component: cytoplasm. The transcript is spliced from 8 exons. The record is from RefSeq and is a predicted model, not a curated record. NCBI's taxonomy places the organism in Eukaryota, Viridiplantae, Streptophyta, Magnoliopsida, Rosales, Moraceae.